Molecule: messenger RNA, 2013 nt
Organism: Nerophis lumbriciformis (worm pipefish)
Lineage: Eukaryota; Metazoa; Chordata; Actinopteri; Syngnathiformes; Syngnathidae
Source: RefSeq, a predicted model, not a curated record
AUGGAGAGCUCAUCAGUGGCGUCGGCAUCUUCCGAGGCGGGCAGCACGCGCUCGCAGGAGAUUGAGGAGCUGGAGCGCUUCAUCGACAGCUACGUGCUGGAGUACCAAGUGCAAGGGCUGCUGGGAGAGAAGGUUGACGAGGACUUGGACCAGGAUGACGGUGGGAAAGUGCCACAGUGGACAGACGACUGCAACGACUACAAAGAAGGCAGCUGGACGUCAUCACAAGGAAGAAGUUCCUCUAAGCCAGAUGAGUGGGAGCAUAGCAGUAACGGAAGCUCAGGUUCCAGGCCUAGCUCCGGGUCCAGACCAGGUUCUGGUUCCCGAUCUGGCAGUAGAGGUCGAAACAACCAUUUUAAAAGCUCCAAUAAGAAUGGAAAUAGAGACGUCUCCUUGGACAUCCUAGGCACAGACAUAUGGGCUGCCAACACAAUGGACUCAUGCGGGGGGACAGGUUGGGACGUGCAGCCAGAGAAGUUAGACUUCAGCCACUUUCACAGGAAACACUCAAGAGCUGCGCCAAAGCACCUGCCGCACAUCGAUAGAGAGGGGAUGAGCAAAAACAAGUUUGAGGAAGAUGAUGGCAUAGACUUAAAUGACAUAGAGAGGUUUCUACCCCACCUGUGCACUGUCUUCCCACCCCUUCCUAAUGAGGCCGAGAUUGCACACACCAAAAAGCUCUUCCGACGCAGGAGGAACGACCGACGAGCACUAGAUCACUGUGACCGGUUAACCAUACGUCUGCCCACUGGUCCCGGGGAGACACGACACGUCUACGUCAGGAGACCGCAGCGGGCUCAGGGAGGAGGUAAGAACCAAUCUCCAUCACCGCAACACCAGUGGGAUCAGCAGUCACCCAGCCCGACAGAAGCAGGAGACAACAGAAACAACGGUCGGUCGACUCGCCAGCAACAAGGUGGACAUGGGCAACGUCAGGUUGGACCCCCGCAUGGAUACAGCCAGAAUCGACGCUGGCACCACAAUCAGAAGGGUCCAGGACAACAGAACCCUGCGGGUUCUGAACGAGGACUCGCUCUCAGAACAACCAAAGAGACAGAGAAUGUAAAAGUGACAAGUGAAAAGCACACUCGACAGAUGGAGGAGCCUCGGGACUCCAAAAGUCUCGCUGACUCGACAAAGUCUGAGUCAGCGCUAGACAGAAACUCCUCGUCAGACAUGACAGCCGGCAAAGAAAGCCCCAGCUCGUCAGUCCAGGGCACGUCCAGGGAGCCCCAAAUUAGCUUGCUGCAGUCGUCCAAAGAGAGGCUGCAGAGGAGACUAAAGGACAAGGAGGAGUCGCUAACAGAAGAGUCGGGCGCACCCAACAUGGACCACCUGGUGAGGCUGCUCAACAGCAUGAGGAGCAACAGCAGCGGCGUGGAAGAGCAACUGGCCUCCUUCAUGGAGGAGGCGCAGAACUCGGCGCGCUCCGAGGAAACCCUGACCCAGGUGGUGGGCACCAUUUACGACAAAGCCGUGUCUGACCGAAGCUUCGCCGCCACUGCCGCCAAGUUGUGCGACAAAAUGGCACUCUUCAUGGUGGACGGGACCAAGUUCAGAUCGCUGCUUCUUAAUUUAUUGCAGAAAGACUUCGCCCGCCGCGAGGAGCUGCAGCGGUCAGAUGUGGAGCUAUGGUUGGGCUUCAUCACCUUCCUGUGCGAGGUGUUUGGAACCAUGCGAAGCAGUUCUGGGGAGCCCUUUCGGGUCUUGGUGUGUCCAAUCUACACCUGCCUGCGAGAGCUGCUGCAGUCCAAGGACGUCAAGGAGGACGCCGUGCUGUGCUGCUCCAUGGAGCUGCAAAGCGCCGGGCGCCUCCUGGAGGAGCAGCUGCCGGAGAUGAUGACGGAGCUGCUCGCGGCCGUGCGCGACAAGAUGCUGAGCCCUGCCGAGUCUCCGUUGACCCGCUCGCUCCUCAUGGAGGUGGUCGAGCUGCACGCGCACCACUGGAGCCCUCUGGAAGCGAUCACCACGCAGUACUACGACCGCACUAUCCACAAACUCACCACUGCAUAA